AUGGCUUUCUACCAGAUAAAUCUGGCCGUUUUCGCGGCGGGCAACGGAUACUUGCUCUACCAGCAGUACAAGCGCCAGGGACAAGAAGUCAUCGAGGAGCUGAAGCAGGAGGCGGCCGACUCGCAGGAGGGUUCUGAUGGAGAAGAUGUAGAGCAUCAGCAAUUGCUCUCCUCCCCUGGCGAAUCUCGAAAUGCCAUUCGUCAAUUCCAGCUGGACUUCUUCCCGGUCUACGCUCUGGCGAUGGCGGCGGAUUGGCUCCAGGGUCCCCAUAUCUAUGCCAUCUACAGAUACGAGAAGAACAUCCCCGAGAAGGUUGUGGCUGCUCUGUACGCUGCAGGCUUCGUGUCCGGUGCCAUUUCUGCGUCCUUUGCUGGCGAGCUAGCAGAUCGAUAUGGCCGCCGCCUUGCCUGCCUCACGUACUGCGCUACCUACAUCCUCACCUGCCUGACGAUGCUUACCGACAACCUAUACAUCCUGUUCCUCGGCCGAUUCGCUGGUGGCGUUUCGACGACACUGCUGUACAGCGUGUUCGAGGCUUGGCUGAUCACGGAGUAUAACCAGCGUGGUCUUUCGCGGACGAACCUCAAGCUGGGCUCCAUCUUCGGCAACAUGACCACCAUCAGCUCCAUCGUUGCAAUCCUGUCCGGUGUCAUUGGUGACAUCUUGGUCAAUUCGCUGGGCGGCCGCGUCUGGCCUUUCAUGGCAAGCGUGGUCUGCUCCGGGGCUGCCAUGUGGUUGAUCUUCAAGGGAUGGGGCGAGAACUUCGGAGCGAAGCAGAACGGUCAGGCAACGAGCUCACUAGCCGAUGUCAAGAGCGGUAUCCAGAUGAUCUUGGCCGAUAUGCGAAUCCUGUCAUUGGGCCUGACAUCGACCUUCUUCGAGGGCGCCAUGUACCUCUUUGUGUUCUUCUGGUCUGCUGCGCUGAAAAGCGCACGAACCAAGGCUGGCUCAGACGAGGAACUGCCGUUUGGACUCAUCUUUUCCAGCUUCAUGUGCGCGAUGAUGGCCGGAUCUUCUUUCUUCUCGCUUUACACCAAGACGCACUCCAAGGAGACGACAUCGUUUAUUCUGAUGCUAGUUGUGCUCGUGGUGAGUUGUUGCCUGUCUGGAGCAGUCGUACUGGACAAUGAGAAGCUCUUGUUUUGGGCAUUGUGCAUGGUUGAGGCCAGCAUUGGAGCCUACUUCCCAAGCAUGUCGUUCCUGAAGAGUCAGGUUGUUGAGGACGGUGUUCGUGGUCGCGUGUACAGUCUGCUGAGGCUACCCCUCAACGUAUUUGUUGUCGUUGCGCAUAGUUUGGAUGAAGAAGGUAAGUUGCUGGGACACGUCCAAGUAUCAAGGUCGCUGCUAAUGAAGAACCAGGUGACGGACACCGAAACACCGUCUUUAUGA
Molecule: messenger RNA, 1389 nt
Organism: Colletotrichum godetiae
Lineage: Eukaryota; Fungi; Ascomycota; Sordariomycetes; Glomerellales; Glomerellaceae
Product: major facilitator superfamily transporter
Exons: 2
Coding region: 1-1389 (462 amino acids)
Biological process (GO): molybdate ion transport
Cellular component (GO): membrane
Molecular function (GO): molybdate ion transmembrane transporter activity
Source: RefSeq, a predicted model, not a curated record